Messenger RNA from Suillus discolor, 1157 nucleotides. RefSeq lists its product as uncharacterized. The record is from RefSeq and is a predicted model, not a curated record. NCBI's taxonomy places the organism in Eukaryota, Fungi, Basidiomycota, Agaricomycetes, Boletales, Suillaceae. The transcript has a single exon. Bases 340 to 1020 code for a protein of 226 amino acids.
CUGGCCGCGAGAUACCUUCAUAUCAUACGUAAUGGCACUGCAGAGAUGGACGAGAAUUCGAGGCGAAAGCAAGCUGCGAAGGCGAAGGCAGAAAAAGAGGCUGCGAGUGGCACGCCGGGGGAUAUCGCGACACGGAAGAAUACCUGUGCAUCUUCGUCUCUGUCGAGGUCCACAUCUACCGCGUUAACUGCAAGGCCUUUAAAGAAGACGGCUAGUAUCUCGUCUACUUCUUUUUCUGCACCUCUGCGAGGAAAUGUGAUCAGUAGAUCAUCGAGCUCUGCAACUCUCAAGCCUACAGUUAAACUUUCUAGAGACAGUGGCACAUGUGGAGACAUCCAGAUGAUGUUGGACUCAGACCGAGAUACGGAUCGCGAGGGAAGCACUUUCACCGAUUUUGCAGGUGACUUCGCUCCAAACGAGUCUUUCUCGAUGCACGUGGAUGACGUCCUACCACCUCCCAAGCGCACUGUGGGGAGGACCCCCAGUAUUAUUAUGGACACUAGUCCUGCAGCUUCUUCCUCAAACUCUGGGUUCAUGCCUCCUUCCAAAGCUCUCACAACUGCAUCUACCUCCGUGUUCACAGUAGUUCCAGAGAAGAUACCCCAGUCGAGACAUGUUGUAGCACCCUCAGCAACUCAACGAGGUCCCCCACCGCUGGGGAUGCGCCGGCAACACAACCUCCCAAAUUCCGGAUUUCCUUUGUCGCAAUCGCGCUACGCCACCACGCAGUCGCCCUAUGCGGCUUCACAAGCGAUGGGACAAAAGCCAGUGACGCUUCCACCCUUCAAGCCUCCGCUGCUCAAGAAGCCCAACUCGAAACCUGCUUCCGCGCCAAAGCGGGUCGUCCAGACUCCUGAAAGCCCGCCGACUUCGACGCCCGAGCUGGUCAAGGACGAUAGCAACGAUGAUGGUGAUGAUGAAGAGGAUAAACUCGGUGCGGCGGGUGCGGAUUCGUCGUUUGAUGUGUCAUUUGAUGUGGAUGUGGAUGCCCUGGAGGCGACCAUGCGGCAGUAUGAUUAAUGGGGUGGACGUAUGCGUUUUUGAUGCCGGAGAAGAUACGAGGUGGGUGUAUGCUAUGGAAGGUGAAUGCUAUGUUUUCGAUCUGUCUUUGAUAAUCCAUCUACUUAGAUACAUGUACACGCAUUCACAUAUAAUAC